Messenger RNA from Labrus mixtus (cuckoo wrasse), 3911 nucleotides. RefSeq names its product protocadherin beta-16-like. Gene Ontology annotation, biological process: homophilic cell-cell adhesion. Lineage: Eukaryota; Metazoa; Chordata; Actinopteri; Labriformes; Labridae. The record is from RefSeq and is a predicted model, not a curated record. The coding region runs from base 672 to 3068 and encodes 798 amino acids. The transcript has a single exon. Gene Ontology annotation, molecular function: calcium ion binding. Gene Ontology annotation, cellular component: plasma membrane.
UUCUUUUCAGUAAGCAGUAUAUAUUUUCAGGACCUUGGAGAGAGACAGUUACUUUAUCAGCUCCUUUCACCUCCAAUCACUUUUACCUUUUUACCAUGUUUUUUUCUUCUCAUAGUGCAACAACAGUUGAGUUCCUUGACUUUUUGAAGAAUUAGAUAAUUUUAUGUGAUCAUUUUAAAUACUGAAAGAUACCUACAUUAAUUCGUCUUUCCAUACAUAUCUUGUAUUAAAACGAUUGCAAAAAUGCCUAAAUAGUAUUACAAAACAUUCAAAUUAUUCAACGGUUCAAUCGUCAUAUUUCAACUAAAUUUCAAAUUGCUUUUAUUAAACUGUAGACAUGUUGUAAGCAAGAGUUCUGAACAAAGAGUCAUCUGAGUUGGUUUUCUGCAGUUUUAUACUGUGAACUCUUAGGGCCGCUGUUGACCAGAAUGUGAACGGCUGGCAGUAGGGUUGGAGCAGCACCUCCCAUUGUUCAUCUACAUAAUAAAGAAAGAGCUCGACGAGAAAGAACCACUACCAUAUUCGUGCAGGAUAUUUUGAAAGAAGACGUGAAAUUUCAGUCUUUGUCCGCUCAUGAGGGAAAAAAAUGAGGAGUUAGCUUUCAUAACUGGAAUCGAUAUCAGACUUACGGGAUACGACACUGAAUCAUACGGAAACGUUUCGGCAGAACAAUGACAGGACAAGUUCUGCUGUUUUUCUGUCUCCUCUCCGUCGGAUCAGUGCUGGGACAAGUCAGCUACACUAUUCCGGAGGAAAUGGCCAAAGGAUCUUUAGUCGGUAACAUUGCACAAGAUUUGGGUUUGGAAACGAAACGUCUGGCAUCUGGUAAGGCUCGGAUUUAUACCAGAGACAGUGACGAAUACAUGGAGCUGAACAGAGAGAGAGGAGUCCUCCUUGUUAAACAGAGAAUCGACAGAGAGGCGCUCUGCAGACAGACGACGCCGUGUGCUUUGCAUUUCCAGAUUAUUUUAGAGAAUCCAAUGGAAUUUUACAGUGUUACUGUCCAGAUCACAGAUAUCAACGACAAUUCACCCACGUUCGAAGAAAGUGAAAUCAAAUUUAACAUUAGCGAAUCGGCGGUGAUUGGGGCUAAAUUUGUGCUCGAAAGAGCUGAAGAUCUUGAUGUUGGGAUUAAUGAUCUGCAAACGUACGAGUUGAAACCGACUGAUAAUUUUGCUCUAAAACUGCACAAUAUUGACGGUAAUAAGAACGUAGAGAUGGUGCUACAGAAGCCUUUGGACAGGGAGAAACAGGAGCAGAUAUCUCUCGUCUUAACGGCUGUAGAUGGAGGAGAGCCGCAGAUGUCAGGAACAAUGCUUAUUGUUAUCACAGUUUUAGAUGUAAACGACAAUGCCCCUGUUUUUACACAGCCAACAUACAAGGCUACAGUUACUGAAAAUUCACCUAAAGGCACCGUUGUUGCCACUGUUACAGCCUCAGAUGCAGAUCAAGGCUCAAACGGGAAAGUAACAUAUUCAAUAACAAAUAAAUUUGAUGAGAUAAAGAAAUCUUUUCACAUGAACAAAGCAAAUGGGGAAGUAACCUUGAUUGGAAAUAUUGAUUUCGAAAAAUCGAGAAGCUUUCAAAUAAAUGUACGUGCAAGUGAUGACGGAGGGCUCACAGACUCCUGCAAGUUAAUUCUCGAUGUUCAGGAUGUAAAUGACAACAAGCCGGAAAUUAAUAUAAUGUCGAAGUCAACUGUUAUUUCAGAGGAUGCCAAACUUAAUACCGUCGUUACAAUGAUUAACAUCGAGGACAAGGACUCAGGAGAAAACGGAAAAGUGCAAUGUUUUAUCAAUGAAAAUUUACCCUUCGCUUUGAAAACAUCCACAAAUAAUUUCUAUAGUUUAGUAACAGACAGUGAUUUAGACAGAGAGAGAGCCACUCAGUAUAACAUCACAGUGACGUGUUCUGAUGAGGGAGUGCCCUCCCUCUCCAGCAGCGUCACUCUCACCUUACAGAUCUCUGAUGUGAAUGACAACGCGCCUGUCUUUGAGAGGAGCUCAUAUGAGGCCUACAUUGUAGAAAACAACACACCAGUCCUCUCUAUAUUCACAGUGAAAGCCAGAGACGCUGACUGGAACCAGAAUGCCCGUGUUUCUUACAUCCUGGAGGACUCCUCUGUUAACGGAGUGCCAAUCUCCUCAUAUGUUUCAGUCAGUGCUGAUAGUGGAGUCAUCCAUGCAGUUCGCUCUUUUGACUACGAGCAGAUCAAAGACUUCCAGUUCCGCCUCAAAGCACAGGAUGGAGGCUCCCCUCCACUCAGUAGCAACGUGACAGUGAAAAUAGUGAUCCAGGACCAGAACGAUAACCCCCCUCAGGUCCUGUACCCAGUCCAGACUGGUGGAUCAGUGGUGGCUGAGAUGGUGCCUCGUGCAGCAGAUGUGGGCUACCUGGUGACUAAAGUGGUGGCUGUUGAUGUGGACUCUGGACAGAAUGCCUGGCUCUCGUAUAAACUGCAGAAAGCCACAGACAGGGCGCUGUUUGAAGUGGGCUUACAGAAUGGAGAAAUCAGAACUAUCCGCCAAGUGAAUGAUAAAGAUGCUGUGAAACAAAGACUGACUGUUAUAGUGGAGGACAACGGGCAGCCGUCUCGUUCAGUUGCAGUCAUUGUUAACGUGGCGGUGGCGGACAGCUUCCCUGAAGUGUUGUCUGAGUUCACUGACUUUACACACGACAAGGAGUACAAUGACAACCUGACUUUUUACUUAGUGCUGGCUUUGGCUGUAGUGUCCUUCCUCUUCAUCACGUGUGUGGUGGUUAUUAUAUCAGUGAAAAUCUACAGAUGGAGACAGUCUCGCACCCUGUUUCACUCCAACCUCCCUGUGAUUCCAUAUUAUCCACCACGUUACUCAGACACUUUGGGCACAGGGACUCUCCAGCACGUGUACAAUUACGAGGUGUGCAGGACGACUGACUCCAGAAAGAGUGACUGUAAGUUCGGCAGAGCUGGUAGUCAGAACGUGUUGAUACUGGACCCCAGUUCUACAGGGACCAUGCAGCGGAUACAGAGUGAGAAGAGCAUCCUGGAUGAACCAGACUCUCCUCUAGAGGUCAGACUGAUUUAAGAUUGUUUUUCUGCACCGUUACCUUUUCCAUAAUUUAAAUCUCAAACGCCGAGUUUUUGGUAUAAUGGAUGCAGCAUGUCAAGAUUUGAUCAUCACCCCAUUGUUAUAUUUAACCAUCUAUUCAGUAGUGCUAUUUAAGCAGUUUUCUACAUUGAGUUCAUGUCUGGGUUCAUUGCUUAACUUAGCAUUCCUGAUAUACAGUAAUGUUCUACUAUGGUUUUAUGUGACUUUGAUUUGUGUGUGGACGCGCAGUUGGUUUUCUGUACUGCCUGCAGCACUCAAACACUGACUCUGUCCUGCUUUGGUCACUUAUGUUGAACCAGAGGAGUACUCAAUAGAUUCAUGAGUUUACAUAUGUCUUCGUGGCAGGUAUAGGUAUUUUAUGGGGGCAUCAAUCUAUUAAAUUUUGCUUCAUUUUCGAACAUCAUUUCGUGUUUUGUUGAGAGGACUUGUGCAGUGAUUCUUUUCAGUAAGCAGUAUAUAUUUUCAGGACCUUGGAGAGAGACAGUUACUUUAUCAGCUCCUUUCACCUCCAAUCACUGUUACCUCUUUUCACAAUUUUUUCUGUCCUCAUAGUGCAGCAACAGUUGAGUUCCUUGGCUUUUGAAGAAUUUGAUCAUUUUGUGUGAUCAUUUUAAAUACUAAAAGAUACGUAUAUUACUUUGUCUUUACAUACAAUUCUUGUAUUUAAAACGAUUGCAAAAAUGCCUAAAUAGUAUUACAAAACAUUCAAAUUAUUUAACGGUUCAAUCGUCAUAUUUCAACUAAAUUUCAAAUCACUUUUAUUAAACUGUAGACAUGUUGUAAGCAAGAGUUCUGGACAAAGAGUCAUCUGAAUUGGUU